This is a messenger RNA of Symsagittifera roscoffensis, 1498 nucleotides long. Its product is annotated as snRNA-activating protein complex subunit 1-like. The transcript has 4 exons. Gene Ontology annotation, cellular component: snRNA-activating protein complex. The coding region runs from base 40 to 1224 and encodes 394 amino acids. NCBI's taxonomy places the organism in Eukaryota, Metazoa, Xenacoelomorpha, Acoela, Convolutidae. The record is from RefSeq and is a predicted model, not a curated record. Gene Ontology annotation, biological process: snRNA transcription by RNA polymerase III; snRNA transcription by RNA polymerase II. Gene Ontology annotation, molecular function: sequence-specific DNA binding.
GAAAACGUUUAAAUUAGUUAAGUUAAUUUCUAGGUUAAAAUGCAAGAGGCGACUGGCUUUCGAAGCGAUGUUGAAACACUACUAUCCAAUUUUAUUGAUACUGAUUCAGUCCGUUUCGAAGAUUUUUCUAGAAUUUACAAAGAAAUGAGUUUUUCUCUUAUCUUUUAUCUUCUGGAAGACGAAGAGUUGAUUAUUUUCACGGAAACUGCUUAUUCUAUAACGAGAAGCUUUCUUCAACCCAAAUUUCAGUUUCAAGUCAGAGUUGGUGCGCUCUACUUACUCUAUGCGCUGUAUUCUCAACAACCAUUGACUGAUGCUAAUCGCGUGAAAAUAAAAUUUACUGCCGAGCAGUGGACAGAGUUUGUGGAUUUGAUUGUGGAAGUGAAGCAACAGGAGCACCAUGACACUAACUUCAUUUUCUAUCAACUCUACGCUUGCAAGGCCUUCUUCAUAGUCGCGCAUCCGGAGGCAGUAGUCAUGAACAAGGAGCAGAGUAAAGCAAACGCGUCAGCUAGUAGCCAGUUGAGAGAGUCGAUCUCGUUGGACAACUACCUGGAUCCGAAUCUACUUCGCAGUUUGGAAGAGGUGCACCGGAAAUAUGAGAGCACAAAAGCAGAUUUGAGUGCCGUGCUGAGCGGGAAUGAGAGUUCACUCCUGACUAACCAGCUGCACAUGUGCAAUAACAACCUGCUGUCUGAUGUAGCUUCUCAAUUCACCCAGUUCAGUGAACUGAUUGGUAAGAUGCAGAAUGAUGGCACAACCGACAAUUCAGGGGCACCAGAACAGAAGAGCCAGUCGGGCGGCCAGCAGUCAGAGCCAGAAGUGAGUGUGGAGAAGGCGGUGAAGUUGAGGGCCAUGUCCUCGCAAGUCUCACUUCCCAGACACUUCACCAGCAUCAUCAAAGAUGAGCCCAGUUCACAGUCCACAACUGAGAGUAAUCCUGAACCCAUACCCCGCGAAGAAGCAGAAGCAGAAACCAGCUCCUCAUCAACACAAAUAGACGACAGCUAUGCUGCAAAUGAACUGUUUGCUGCUAUCGGGUGCAAGGAGAAAAAGUUGCAUUUUUCAACAAGUUACAAGAAAAGAACACGAUCAAUUAUGUCAAAUCCGAUUUCAACCGAAAAUUUUAUAGAAGGCGCCAUUUCACUUCAGAAUUCAGGAGAGCUACCAUAUAUAAAAAACAGUGUCAAGGCCCACGAAAAAACGGAUGCCAAAUUCAAAUGAAUCAGUUUUUAGUUAUUGUCACUAGCAAUCAGAAAACUGAAAUAAAUUGAUUGUUAAAUAAAUUGAAGUGAGGUUUGCUUAGUAAAUUCGUAAUUUUGCCCAUGAACUUUGUUUACAGUUUAAAUUUGUUGUUGAAACUUGAAAAAGUACAGAUGGUUUCUUUUUCACUCGAUUGACGAGUUCGCCCGUCUAUAGAUAUUUUUGGUGCAUUUCAAUUAGUUAAGGUUUUAAAAACCUAUUUUAAGUUUUUGUGGUCUAAUGUUUUCAGUUUAAU